Messenger RNA from Stylonychia lemnae, 2016 nucleotides. The record is from the annotation of a GenBank genome assembly. Lineage: Eukaryota; Ciliophora; Spirotrichea; Sporadotrichida; Oxytrichidae.
AUGAAUGAAGAGUUCACCUCCUCCCUUACGAAGUUGUAAAAAAUAAAGGAACCUAAGCUGAAUAACAAGAAGAAAAAAGUUGUUAAACCUCAAGUUCUUCCAUUAGAAAUUACACUUUAUAACAGAGCAGCUAUUAACUUCUUGUUUAUACUAGUGUUUCUUACUUGCAUUAUCAUGAAUAUGGAUUAAGGAGCACUUGCAGCAGCGAGCAUAGAGAUAAAAUAAAGCUUGUAGUUGGACGAUUUCUAAUUUGGAGGUCUUUAGAGUUUCAUAUAUAUUGGAAUAUUUAUAGGUUAACUUGUUUCUCCUUUUGUUAUCAGUAGGAUGACUGAAAAACUUAUCAUUCUAAUUAGUCUUUGUGCAAUUAUAACCUCUCUAUUGGCAAAUACUAUAAGCCCACAUUUUGUACUGAUAUGUUUCGCUAAGUUUGUUUAAGGUGUUUUCUAGAUUCAUCUCUUCAUUUAUUUUUGUGUCUGGAUUGAUACCUUUGGGAAUAAUAAUAAAAAGAGUUCUUGGCUCUCAAUUUUAUUGACUUUUCCAUUUUUUAGUUACAUUAUUGGAUACAUGAUUACUGGAGUCCUUGUGAGUAGUAAAAUGGAUUGGAAGAUUGUUAUCUAUUCUUAAAGUUGCUUAUUAUUACCUUGCGUUGUAGGGUUCCUAUUUGCGCCUGAAAAAUAUACAGAUAUUUAAUCAUAUCUUGAAGAAUAGAGGAAGAUUGAGGAGAAAAAAAGAGAGGCUGUAAGACAAAGCCCCUAUGAUGAAACCUUUUAAAAACCAAUAAUAGAUCCCUAUGAAACAUUCGGUUAGCUUAGUGCUCUAACAAUGAAGAAAGAAGAUGAGAUAGUCCCCUAAAAUAAAAUGUUUGAAUACAAUUUGAUAACAGAAAAUAAUGAUGCAUUGCUAUCAUCUAGAAGCAAAUAGGAAAGAAUUUUAACAAAAAAGGAACAAUUGAAGUAUUUGAUAAGGAAUAAUAGUUUCAUAUUUUUCACACUCUCUCUCCUAGGCUACUUAUUUAUGAUUACAGGAUUGUAAUAUUGGUUAACUGAUUAUAUGCUUUUGACUUUAAACACCAGUCCUGAGAAAGUUUACUUUUGGUUUUCAAUUGUAAUGUUAUUUAGUCCAACUAUAGGAUCCUUAAUAGGUGCUUUGAUAUCAAAGAAUGUUGGGGGAUCAUCAUCUCCAUAGGCUCUUGGUGUAUUAUGCUUUACUGCAUUCUGCGCUACUGUAGUUGCAUUGCCAAUUCCAUUCGUAAAGAAUUUUGCAGUUUUUAUGUCAAUGCUAGCAGGCUUAUUAUUUUUUGUGGGAUUAAUUCUACCUGUAUUAAUGGGAUAAUUGCUAUAUACAAUAUAUCAGUAGUAAAGGGUUAUCGCUAAUUCUUUUUGUAACUUUAUCUUUAUGAUAUUUGCCUUCAUUCCAAGCUCAUCUGCUUAUGGAUUGACGAGUAAGCUGUCAGGAGAUGAGAAAUUCUAUUGUCUUGGAGUUAUCAUAUAUUCAUCAGUCAUUAGUGCUGGCUUUUUAUUUAUAGCAUUGAUAUCAACUCUAAAUCAGAAGUAGAAAGAAAGAUACUUAAGGUAUUAGGAUCCAUAGAAAUUCAAAAAUUUCCAGUCAAAUUAAUAUCAUCCCUAGGAGUAAUAAGCAUCAUCAGGUAUUGCACCUAUGUAAGAAUUUAAAUCUGGAGAAUCACUGUUAAAUGAGCUUGCCUAUGAAAAUAUGGAUGAUGCUCUUAAGGUAUAAGUAGUGGGUGCAUCCUAUAUUGGUUUUUAAAAUUCUGAAGUUGAUCUUCAAUAAUAAUUAUCCCCAAAGAAUCCAAAUAGACAAAUGCUACUCAGUGAUAAAGUAGCUUCAGCAAUAAGAUAGAGAAUGAGUCUUAAUGCCAAAAAUACUAAUAACAAUCAGCGAAGACAUUUGCAUUUGAGUAACCACAAUAGACUUAAAUAUGAAUCAGUUCAUAUUCUGAAUGGAAAAAUAUUCAUACCAUCAGUCUUAGGAAUUGUGAAUGAAGAUUUUUACAUUUGA